Messenger RNA from Hyaloscypha bicolor E, 1844 nucleotides. RefSeq lists its product as uncharacterized. Bases 75 to 1715 code for a protein of 546 amino acids. Lineage: Eukaryota; Fungi; Ascomycota; Leotiomycetes; Helotiales; Hyaloscyphaceae. The transcript is spliced from 3 exons. The record is from RefSeq and is a predicted model, not a curated record.
CUUGAACCCCACUGACUGGCCACUCAUCACCAGCAAACACGUUCAGUUCUGUUUUGAAUCACACGACUACGAGCAUGAAGAAUUUGGGAGAAGCUCCAAGCUAUACAACUGCGAGCAUCACUAGCCCUGGAGGCGCCACAAACACUUCGAAAGGAUCGACGACGAUUACCUCUUGUGGCUCAGUCAACUUCAUCACGUACCUCUUGUCAAGUCUGCAAACCCUGCCAACUACGGCCUUGGAAGAGUACCUUGAAUCGGGUUACAGCAAGAUAAAUAGCGACUACGCAAACAUUGAAAGAUAUGCUAAUGCGCCAAUCACCGACACCGUUGCCUAUGUAUCAUACCUCGCCUCAGAACUCAGUGUACUUACAGCGGAUAUCUCUUCCCUGUUUGGAGCAUCUGGCCGUGGGCUUCUCACUUUCCAGGAUAUAGCGUCUUACGAUCCUUGCCUUUUCUCAACAUGUUUCACGUCAUACCUGUCAGAAAGUUCGGCGAUCGCAACUCUCCUGCCUCCUGGUACUUUCUUUGAUGACCUGUACAAACCCUCUCCUCCCUGCUGCGGUCAGUGUGCAAUACAAGCCACAGGCGUUCAAAUCGCCUAUUGGCCCACCCCCGCGCCAACGCCGCCAGUAUCUCUUCUUGUCAAUUCAUACAAUGUGAGCUAUGUUUCGCCUUCGGUCUAUGUAUUCUUGACAAGCGUCAACGCCGCAAAUUUAUGUGGCCCUGUUGGACUCCUUUAUCCGAACGUCUUCACGAGUUACGCCCCCACCCAACUGAGCACAUCAACUCUUGCAACCUCGUUCUCUGGGGUUGCGCCAUCACUGGGGCUCUGGACACAAAUCAAUUACGCUGAUUUUGACAGCCCAAAAUGCCUCUGCACAACAAACUGCCAGUCGGACCCAAUUCAGCACUCAAUCCUCACCAAUAUCUGUACGCCGCAAUUGUCAUUGCCACCUGGAAUCAAUAAAAUAGACCCCCUCUGGUCAACUUGCGGUUUUAAUACAUUUGGUGUUUGGGAUCCACCUCUCGCGUUGACUCUCCAAGAUGGUCUCACCACGCCCAAAAGUACUCCCGUACAGACGACAUCCGUUGGCGGUGGUGGAAAUCCACCACCUCCACCCAUAACAACUCCAACAACUCCAGCGGCAGAGACCCUGCCUACCCCAACUACACCGAUCCCGCCAGCUACGACUCCCCCGGGAACCACCAUCGUGCCACCUCCGCCUGCGAGUUCGAAUCCAAAUCCAGGUCCAAGUCCGUCAAAUAUCUCUUCGCCGGUCAAUAAUCCUUUAGCUAGCUCGAACCCUCCUCCCGCACCUGCCCCACUUCCAUCUCCAACAAACGCCAUCACCACCGCCGUCCCACCACCUCUAGUCGUAAAUGGCCAAACAAUCACCGCCAACUCGCAAGGUGACUUUGUGGUCGGAACUCAGACCUUGACGACAGAUUCGCAAGGCAAUGUCGUGGUUGGCACUGAGACUUUAAGUGCUGGUGGCUCAGAUAUCACGGAGUCUGGAACUACAUUCUCGCUUGGGCCUGAGGUGACGCAGGUAGUUGUUGGGGGGACGUCGACUACGCAAUUAGGCAGUGUCAUUGAGUCUUUUGUUAGUGCGCCGCCUCAGUAUACUGGUGGUGCUGUGAAGAGAGUUGAUUUGGGUGGAUUGAGAAAUGUGUGGGUAGCUGUUGCAAUGUCAGCAUUGGCGGCACUAUUUUGAGGAGAGGGAGCAUAAUAAUUAAUGGAUAAUGGAAAAUUUAACGCAUAACGAACUACUAAAUGAGAUAUCAAUAAUCCAAAUACAUCGGAAGCUCUUUGUCCCAUCUUUUGGAAGGCAUCAACAUUGUGA